This is a messenger RNA of Capronia epimyces CBS 606.96, 972 nucleotides long. RefSeq lists its product as uncharacterized. NCBI's taxonomy places the organism in Eukaryota, Fungi, Ascomycota, Eurotiomycetes, Chaetothyriales, Herpotrichiellaceae. The record is from RefSeq and is a predicted model, not a curated record. The transcript is spliced from 2 exons. The coding region runs from base 1 to 972 and encodes 323 amino acids.
AUGGCGACUUCGACCUUUGGAUUUGAUACAACCGGCAGGGAAGUUGCCAAAGCUUUCGCAGGCAAUGUUGGCGGCAGGACAUUCCUCAUUACCGGCCCCAGUGCAGGAGGCGUAGGCGCUGUCACCGCCACCAGCCUUGCCGUCUCCCAACCGGCCCAGCUCAUCCUAGCCGGCCGAACACGCUCCAAAAUCGAGCCUGUGCUCCAGGAGAUCAAUGCUAUCAAUCCGGACAUCAGAGUCGACUUCGUCCAUCUUGACCUAGGUGAUCAGGCCUCCAUCCGUUCCGCUGUCGAUGCCAUCAACAGAAUCGCCCCCAAGAUCGACGUCCUCAUCAACAACGCGGGAAUCAUGGCCCUCAAAGAGUACCGAACGACUCCUGAGGGCAUCGAAGCUCAAUUUGGAACUAACCAUAUCGGGCAUUUCCUCCUGACGAAACUCCUACUGCCAAAGAUCAUCGCUGCCGGCAAGGGAGCCCGUAUCGUGAACGUCAGCAGCAACGGGUACCUACUAUCUGGCGUCCGCUUCGACGACCACAACUUCAAUGGCGGCAACAGCUACAAUCCCUGGCUCGCGUACGCGCAGUCCAAGACUGCAAAUAUCCUCUUCACGUUUGGCCUGGCCGAAAGGCUUAAGGAUAGAGGCAUCCUCUCGUUCGCUGUCACGCCCGGCCUAGUCCUCGAGACCAAAUUACAAGCCGACGUGUCACAAGAACUAUUCGCCAAAGGUAUAGAGACUUACAAGGAAGUUUACGCCGGCAGAGAGAUGCCACCAUUGGAGAAACCGAAGCCACUGGCAGCGUCCGCUUCGACAACGCUGGUUGCGGCGCUAGAUCCAAGCCUUGAGGGGAAGUCUGGUGCCUAUCUUCAGAACUGUCAGACUACGGAUGUCGAGCCACAUGGGACAGGGGGAGAAAAUGCGGAUCGGCUGUGGGCGUUGAGCGAGAGACUUGUGGGAGAGAACUUUGAAUGUUAG